UUGCGGCUCGGUGAAUGCCUCCGACGACGUUUCUGGCUCACCUGGGGUUGUCGCGGAAGCUGCGAGCACACGGCAAGGACCCGCUCAGCCGCUCAGCUAUGGCCAACUACCGCAGCACCUUCAUCGGCACGGAGCCGGAGGAGCCGGGCCCGCUGCCCCGCUCCAGGAGCGCGCCCUGCCUGGGCUACGCAAUGCCGGAAGCAUCCGAUGCGAAGCUCCAGGAGGAGACGCUGGCCGAAUACGUGCAGCAACUGUCUGAUCGGUCGCAGGCGUUGCAGCCACUGGCGAAUCCUCCCGAGCUCAUCGAGCCCGAGGUCCCACAGGACACCCUGCCGGCCACCGGCCACGAGAUGCCCGCGUCCAAGGCGGCGAGCGUCGGCAGCAAGGGGCAUCCUCACUUCUGCUGCGGCCCUUGCAGGCACUUUUUCCGAGGCAGUGGUUGGGCUGGAGGUAUCCUUCAAGGUCGGCGCCUCUUUCGGCAGGCGAGUGCAGCUGGGGUGGCGCCUGCAGCCGCUGCCACGUGUGCCAAGAGGAGGCCAAGCUGGACAAACGCCAGCGCCAGCUGGUGGCAAGCAUGGAUCGGGGCAUUUGCCUGAAGAUGUUGGCUACAGUGAUGGAAGCCUACGCCACCAAGUACCGCCGGACAGACGUCCUGGGCUUCGUUCACUUCUUGAAGGAGGAGGCGCGAGAAAGUGGCGAGGUCCCGAGUUCUGCGGAGUUCCGGUACCUGGACAAGGUCCUGCAACGCUACCGCUUCAAGCAGCUGAAAGCACUGGCGCUGUCCCGGUUGGGCCGUGCCUUUCCCCCGGACCUCUGAGCUUGCGUCCCGAGACGCGCCCAAUGGACGAGUUUGUGAGAGCUACCGUGGAUGGAAUCCGUGCGCACCACUUUGAAGUCAUGAGAAC
Effrenium voratum is the source of this 905-nucleotide messenger RNA. The record is from the annotation of a GenBank genome assembly. NCBI's taxonomy places the organism in Eukaryota, Dinophyceae, Suessiales, Symbiodiniaceae.